Peromyscus eremicus (cactus mouse) is the source of this 2010-nucleotide messenger RNA. RefSeq names its product leucine rich repeat and Ig domain containing 3 (gene Lingo3). The record is from RefSeq and is a predicted model, not a curated record. The transcript has a single exon. Lineage: Eukaryota; Metazoa; Chordata; Mammalia; Rodentia; Cricetidae. Gene Ontology annotation, cellular component: extracellular region. Gene Ontology annotation, molecular function: protein binding. The coding region runs from base 1 to 1773 and encodes 590 amino acids.
AUGACCUGCUGGCUGCCUAUGCUGGGCCUGCACCUGCUGCUGCUGCCCACGGCUCCUCCCCUGGCCGCGGGCUGCCCCGCGCGCUGCGAGUGCUCUGCGUCCACCCGGACCGUGGCCUGCGGACGCCGCCGGCUGACCGCCAUCCCCGAAGGCAUCCCGGCCGAGACGCGCCUCCUGGAGCUCAACCGCAACCGCAUCCGCUGCCUGAACCCCGGGGACCUGGCCUCGCUGCCCACCCUAGAGGAGCUGGACCUCAACCACAACGUGAUCGCCCACGUGGAGCCCGGGGCCUUCGCCAACCUGCCCCGCCUGCGCAUCCUGCGUCUCCGUGGCAACCAGCUGAAGCUCAUCCCGCCCGGCGUGUUCACGCACCUGGACAGCCUCACGCUGCUGGACCUGAGCGAGAACAAGCUGGUCAUCCUGCUGGAUUUCAGCUUCCAGGACCUGCGCAGCCUGCAGCGGCUGGAGGUGGGCGACAAUGACCUGGUGUUCAUCUCCCGCAGGGCCUUCGCGGGGCUGCUGGGGCUGGCCGAGCUCACCCUGGAGCGCUGCAACCUCACCUCUCUGUCCCCGGAGUCGCUGGGCCACCUGCGGGGCCUGGGCGCCCUGCGCCUGCGCCACCUGGCCAUCGCCGCCCUGGAGGACCAGAACUUCCAGAAGCUUCCGGGCCUGUCGCACCUGGAGAUCGACAACUGGCCGCUGCUGGAGGAGGUGGCCCCGGGCAGCCUGCGCGGGCUGAACCUCACGUCGCUGUCCAUCACGCACACCAACAUCACGGCCGUGCCGGCCGCCGCGCUGCGACAGCAGGCCCACCUCACGUGCCUCAACCUGUCCCACAACCCCAUCAGCACCGUGCCGCGGGGCUCCUUCCGGGACCUGGUGCGACUGCGCGAGCUGCACCUGGCGGGCGCCCUGCUGGCUGUCAUUGAGCCGCAGGCCUUCGUGGGGCUGCGGCAGAUCCGCCUGCUCAACCUCUCGGACAACCUGCUGUCCACGCUGGAGGAGAACACGUUCCACUCGGUGAACACGCUCGAGACGCUGCGCGUGGACGGCAACCCGCUGGCCUGCGACUGCCGCCUGCUGUGGAUCGUGCAGAGGCGGAAGACCCUGAACUUCGACGGCAGGCUCCCGGCCUGCGCCACCCCCGCCGAGGUGCGCGGCGACGCGCUGCACAUCCUCCCGGACUCGGUGCUCUUUGAGUACUUCGUGUGUCGCAAGCCCAAGAUCCGGGAGAGGCGGCUGCAGCACGUGACGGCCACCGAGGGCGACGACGUGCGCUUUCUGUGCCGGGCCGAGGGCGAGCCGGUGCCCACGGUGGUCUGGGUGACGCCCCAGCACCACACGGUGACGGCUGCCAGCCGGGGCCGGGCACGCGUGCUGCCCGGGGGCACGCUGGCCGUGGCGGACACGCGGCCCCAGGACAGCGGCACCUACACGUGCGUGGCCAGCAACGCCGGAGGAAACGACACAUAUUUCGCCACCUUGACCGUCCAGCCGGCUGCCAACCGGACCCAGGGCGAUGGGCACAACGAGACGCAGGUGGGCGUCCGGUUCCCGCUGGACCUGACCACCAUCCUGGUGUCCACCGCCAUGGGGUGCAUCACCUUCCUGGGCGUGGUCCUCUUCUGCUUCCUGCUGCUCUUCGUGUGGAGCCGCGGCCGGGGGCAGCACAAGAAUCACUUCUCCGUGGAAUAUUCCUUCCGCAAGGUGGACGGGCCGACGGCCGCGGCCGGCCAGGGCGGCGCACGCAAGUUCAACAUGAAGAUGAUCUGAGCCGACCCCACGGUGGGCUGGUGGGGGAACCUCUCAGCCUCCAUCUAGUCCCAGAUAAUCUCCACCUAUGCAUAUUUUCUCCAGGGGCAAGCAUGGAGGCAGAACUUCCUCGUUUUUGUAGACAUCCACGGGACUGUUUUGAGCAGAUCACACCUUUUGCAGUUCCUGAAGUGUUUUCUAACGGUUUCAACCUGUCCUUUCCGCCCUCUGCUGUGGCUGCUGUGCUGGGACCCCAAU